AUGGCUCGGGACCCCUCUCCGCAAGGGCAGUCCCUCCGGGCCGUGGACCUCUUUACCGGCAUCGGAGGUGUCUGUAUGGGUCUCAAGGGGCUCGUGCACCCGAUCCUGCAUUGCGAGAUCUUCGAACCGUGUCAAGCCGUCUUGAGAGCAAGGAUGAAAGACGGCACCAUCCCAGAGUGUCCGAUCGUGGGGGACGUUCAUGAGCUCUCCUUUUCCGAGAGUGGGCAGUCGGAGAAGGACAACGUGCAGAUCAUGCUAUCUUCCUGGCCGUGCACGGGGCUCUCUUCCCUAGGUAAGAGACUGGGCUUCCAAGAUGAGAAGUCCAAGCUGUUUUUCCAGGUCAUGAGGUUGAUCGACGAGACUCAUACUCCUGCUGUUUUCUUCGAGAACGUCCCCAACGUCCUGACUCUAGUUAUGAACGACGUAGUCCGAGAGCUGACCGAGCUACGGGGAUUUACGGUACCUCGUUCGGCGCCGGCACGCAAGAAAACGACACGGCGCCUCGUGGACCUUGGGCGAGAGAGUUGGGUGUUGCACGACGCGCUUCCCGACACACUGACGUGGGAUUAUGACGCGCUGUGGAACACCCAUCCGCCGGAGUUCGGAAAGCUCGUAAUGUUCGACCGCGUCGUAUCCACUCCGAGAUGGCAACAGGCGUACAUGCGCCCGUACUACUUCACAGGCACCCUUCACGAAGCCCCGCCACUCCCACCUUGCUUCCAGUCCUUCCUGGAUUGGGCCAACGGCACGGAGCACGGGCCGUACAACUCGGCCCUAGUCAACUGGUACAAGGACGGGACUCACUACAUCGGCCCCCACAGGGACUCGGAUAGGCAGCUGGUCGGCGGCUCCACGAUCAUGUCGAUCACGCUGGGCGCGACGAGGACUUUCCGCAUCAGAGACUACUCGACGAAGGACGUCGUCCAAGACUUGGAGCUCGUGGACGGUAGCUUCGUGGUGAUGGGGGUGGUGGUGACGGCUAGCUGUCUCACGCUCUACAACAUGUGCUUGAAUCCUCAGUCCCUGAUCUCACCUCUACAGCAACUCCUGGGUUACCCCGUCACGGACGACAUGGCGCACACCCUUAUGAACGUAGCCGUCACUUCGGUGGGAGCAUAUCAUGCCUACGACGGGGCUCGCGUAGUCAAGACCCUCACGGGGGACCUUUCGGAGCGUCGCGAAGUCCUCCGACGAUUGGAUGCCUUGCGUGCCAGCAACACUAAAAAGAAAGCGUACGAGAAGUUGCUCGCGCGGCGCAAGAACCGCGGGCUGGAAGCUUAG
Klebsormidium nitens is the source of this 1281-nucleotide messenger RNA. The record is from the annotation of a GenBank genome assembly. Lineage: Eukaryota; Viridiplantae; Streptophyta; Klebsormidiophyceae; Klebsormidiales; Klebsormidiaceae.